Molecule: messenger RNA, 2559 nt
Organism: Cavenderia fasciculata
Lineage: Eukaryota; Evosea; Eumycetozoa; Acytosteliales; Cavenderiaceae
Exons: 2
Coding region: 1-2559 (852 amino acids)
Source: RefSeq, a predicted model, not a curated record
AUGUCUAGUAGUAGGACAAUAAAUCAAUCUCGAGAUAGAAGUUCGAGUAUAAGUCAACAACACCAACAAUUACAACAACAACAACAACAACAACAACAAUCUGAAAAGAUAGAUUUAAAGAUUGUAGAUGAAUUAAGAGAGGAAUAUGAAAGAAAGAUAUCUGCUAUUGUUUAUUGUUUGCAAGAAAAGAGUGAAGAGAAUAUAGAUCUUCAUGCACGUAUUAAAAAGCAAAAGGAUGAACUUGAAAAGAAAGAGAAUGAACAUCAAAAGGUGAUCGAUGGUAUGCAUGAAAUCGUGUCACACAAGGAUGAAGAGAUUGGUCGCGAACGAAAGAAGUCGGCCGAACUCGAACGACGUACUCAUUCCAUGAGUGAGUUGUUUAACGAAAUGGCAGAAGACAAUUUAAAGUUGAAAUCCAUUCUUGAAGAGACACGCAACCGUAUGAUUCAAACUCAAAAAGAGGUCAACAAAGAGGUUGCAGCAGCUGUCAAACGAGGUCAAACUCAGUAUCAACAACAAAUACAACAACUUCAACAACAAGUACAACAACUCCAACAGCAACAAGGUGGUGCUGGUAACAAGUUGUUGACAGGAUUAACUAAAUUGGUCAAUGUUGCCACUCCAAACAAUUCUCCCAAGAAACCAAGUAUCCUUCAACAACAAGCCAGCAAUGGUAACGGAAAUGGAAAUAAUAAUAGCAACACAUUACUUGCCACUCCACCAACAACAAAUGGUGUCAAUUCACCACAUGGAGGUGAUAGUAAUGGUGGUAGUAGUAGUAGUAGUGGUGAUCUCUCUCCAAGUCUUACAUCUCAGUCGAGUGACAAGAAUCUAUUGUCUCAUAUCUUGACACCUGAACAAAUCAUGGUUUCUGCGUUGGAAGAGAUUUGCAAGACUGAAGAUUUGAUUGGUCUCGAUCAUCUUUUGUUGACCGACGAAAGAUGGGCUGCCAGAUUCAAAGACAGCAAGGAUAUUCGUGCCAUCUCCAAAUCAUUGCUCAACAAGAUUAUCGACAAGGUCGAGAUGGACAAGAACCGUUCGUUAGAGGUAACUGAACGUCUACGUGCUUCAUUGUUGAAUCUCGAGGCUCGCAACGACGAUCUAACACGUGACACUGAAAUUAGUACAAACAAACUCAAAGAUACCGAGGAAACUUGUUUCAAGGAGAAACAACGUGGUGAUGCAUUUAGAGAUAGUGCCGUUGAAUAUGAAAAAAAGAUAAAAGAUAUUGAAACUAGAAUGUGGGAUAAUUUAAAUAAGGAGGGUAAAAGAAGACAAGAUGCAGAAUACAAUGCAAAGAGAUUAAAGAAAAAGGUUGAGGAAUUAGAGUUUUUAUUAGAGGAAUUAAAGGAAGAUGAUUCUGAUGAUUCAUCAACCAUUUCAGAUGUUAGUGAUGAUGAUGACGACGACAAUGGAGAAAAAAAUCAAAAGGAUCAAAAUGAUAAUUCAGAUGAUUCAGAUGAUGAUGAUAAUGAACAAGAUAAUGACGAAUCAAAACAACAUCAAGAAAAUCAAGAAAAUGAACAAAAUAUUAAACAACAACAACAAGAAAAUGCAGAAAAACCACAAGAACAACAACAAAUCAAACAUGAUAGUGACAGUGAUUCUGAUAAAGAAGAAGAAGAAGAAGAAGAAGAAGAAAAGGAAGAAGAGGAGGAGGAAAAAAUAGUAAAAGAAGAGGAAAAAAAGGUAGAUGAUACUUUACCAAAAAUAGAACCAUCUUUGACAUCAUCACCGUUUAUAGAAGAUAAUAAUAUAACUAGUACACAUGAAUAUGAAACAAACAAGGAUCAUGGUAAAGAAGAAGAAACAAAAGUUUCUUUAAAUAGCGACCAAGUCAUCAAUACAGAACCAAAACCAACAGUUAUAGAGAAUAUGGCUGAAAGAAAGAAUAGUUUUCAUAAAGAAGUCGAUCCAUUAACUCCAUCAUCAUCGUCAUCGGUUGAAAACGAAUCACCAAUGUCAUUUUCACCACCCCACAAUAAUAAUAAUAAUAAUAAUAGUAUAAAUCAACAACCUCCCCAAAAUGUAUUACCACAACCUUCUUCUUCUUCUUCUACUACUACCACAAUCGACACGACUCCAAUAGAACCAACUCUGGAACCAACUCCAAUAGAGCCAACUCCAAUAGAACCAACUCCUUUGGAACCAACCCAACCAAUUUCGCCACCAAGUCCAUCUUCACCAGUAGUUUCAUCAUCUCCUACUUCUACUACUACCACUUUAAAUAAUAAUUCAUCAAAGACAGCUACAAGAUCAACGUCAUCGAGUAGAUUGAGUAUAUCAGGUUUGAAUAGUUUACUAAAAAAAGUAGGUGGAUCAAAAGACCAAAAGGAAGAUGAUGAAAAAAUCGAUGCUACCACAUCCCAUUCGUCUUCAUCGGCCAGUGAGGACAAGAAUAGUAAAGAACGUAAACUAAAGGAAAAAGAAAAGGAAAAAGAGUUAAAGGAAAAAGAAAAAAGAGAAAAGGAGGAACGAAAAAAGAGGGAAAAGGAGGAACAAAAGGAAAGAGAAAAAAGAGAAAAGGAAGAUAAAAAGAGAGAUAAAUCUAAAAUCUAA